CCCAGCACCUGGCUUGUUGAUCAAAUGAACAAAAGGGCAGAGAUACACAGUGAGCCUGCACUUCCGGCUUGGGGUGGGCGCAUCACGGGAGCAGGGAGCUGAGUCAGGGAGGAAGUGGUGGGGACCCCGGGUCACAAGGUCUCAUCUGGUGCAUCCCCAGGCUCCCUGCUCCAGUGGAGCCCUGCUGCCCUCUGACCGGAGUGCAGGGGCCAGGCCAGGUGUGGGGGAUGGCACGCCAGCCCUGCCCAGGCAGCCACAUCAGUCAGCCACCUGGGCACUGGGCUGGCCCCACCUGGGCUUCCCUGCAGUCCAGGUGAGGGAUGAGUUGUUCGCCACCGAGUGACAAGACCCACAUGACAGGUGGCCACUGGGGGCCUGAUUCACAGCUUUCUGGGAAGUGAGUUAACGGGAUCCCAGAGCCCAGGGCUCAGUCAGGUCUCCUGGCUGAGUCACGGUGGCCCCUGGAGGAAGGAGCCGUUACUGAGCCUCUGGGCAACCCCCUUUUCCCCAAGGCCCUGCGACCUUAGCAAGACCCCAUACCCUAGCCUCCAACUGCUGCAGACCCAGGCUUUCCCUUCCCUGCCCAAACUGGGGACCUUUCCUAGUCAAUGUCAAGGCCAUUGGCCUAGACCUCUGGGUCUGGGUCCUGUUCCUCCAGGGGGUAGAUCCUGGGCCCCUAAACCAGAGCCCUGAGUCCACUCCUCCGGGGCAGAGGUAGGGGUCUCCGCUAGAGCCCCCAGUCCCCUUAACGGCUCAUUUCCUCCCAGCAGUCCCACCCCUCCUGUGACCUACAGCCCCGGGUGGCAGGGACUGAGCCACUCACUUACUUGGGGGACUGGUCCAACGGCAUUCCACCUCCCAGGAUAAAACCUGGGGUGACCUGUAGGGAACUCUGCACACUCCUGUCACAGGCAGGACUGCUCUCCCAGCCGUGCCUGGGCCCCCACUGGCUAUGGUAGUUUCCAGAACUCCCCCGGCCCAGGGUGGGGGCUGUCUCAGGAUCUUAACCCCCCUGCUGCUCCUGGCUUCUGCAGCCUCCUUCCAUGCUGCCGAGAUACCUGCACCCCCAGCCUGUGGGAAGCCCCAGCAGCUGAACCGGAUCGUGGGUGGUGAGGACAGCACCGAUGCCGAGUGGCCCUGGGUCGUGAGCAUCCAGAAGAAUGGGACCCACCACUGUGCGGGCUCCCUGCUCACCAGACGCUGGGUGGUCACCGCUGCCCACUGCUUCAAGGGCACUCUGAACAAGCCAUCCCAGUUCUCUGUGCUGCUGGGGGCCUGGCAGCUGGGGAACCCUGGCCCGAGGUCCCAGGAGGUGGGUAUCGCCUGGGUGCAGUCCCACCCCGUGUACUCCUGGGAAGAGGGCUCCCGUGCGGAUAUCGCCCUGGUGCGCCUUGAGCACUCCAUCCACUUCUCUGAGCGAAUCCUGCCCAUCUGCCUGCCUGAUGCCUCCGUCCGUCUCUCUCCCAACAUGCGCUGCUGGAUUGCAGGCUGGGGGAGCAUCCAUGAUGGAGUGCCCCUGCCCCAUCCCCAGACCCUGCAGAAGCUGGAGGUUCCCAUCAUCAACUCAGAAGUCUGCAGCCGCCUGUACUGGCGGGGAGCGGGGCAGCGGGCCAUCACCGAGGAUAUGCUGUGUGCUGGCUACCUGGAGGGGCAGCGAGAUGCCUGUCUGGGUGACUCCGGGGGCCCCCUCAUGUGCCAGGUCGAGGGCACCUGGCUGCUGGCGGGCAUCAUCAGCUGGGGCGAGGGCUGUGCGGAGCGUGACCGGCCCGGCGUCUACAUCAGCCUGGCUGCCCACCGCUCCUGGGUGAUGCGGAUCGUGCAGGGAGUGCAGCUCCGCGGGCACUCGCAGGGGAGCGGGCCCGCUCGGGGCGCCGGGCCGUCCCGGGGCCGCGCGCGUUAGAGAUCUGGGGAGACUGGCGGCCGCGCGGCCCCGGCAGCCUGACCGUGCGCCCCUCCCGUGCGCCCUUCCCGCCGUUGUAAGUGAGCCACCUGCCUCGGGGGGGCGCCCGCGUGCCGGCACCACCGCCUCGGCUGCGAGGCUCCGCCCCGCCCGCGGGAGCGCCUUUGUUUUCUGUGUGUAUAUGUCCGUGCUGACGAUUUUUACAGUUAUUUGUAGCCCUGCCCGCAUAUCGUAUUUAUUACAAUUUCAAUAAAUUGUUUAUUCCCCCGUUA
Molecule: messenger RNA, 2172 nt
Organism: Callorhinus ursinus (northern fur seal)
Lineage: Eukaryota; Metazoa; Chordata; Mammalia; Carnivora; Otariidae
Gene: PRSS22
Product: serine protease 22
Biological process (GO): proteolysis
Molecular function (GO): serine-type endopeptidase activity
Source: RefSeq, a predicted model, not a curated record